This is a messenger RNA of Dinoponera quadriceps, 4275 nucleotides long. Its product is annotated as tonsoku-like protein. The record is from RefSeq and is a predicted model, not a curated record. The transcript has 3 exons. The coding region runs from base 271 to 4143 and encodes 1290 amino acids. Gene Ontology annotation, molecular function: protein binding. Lineage: Eukaryota; Metazoa; Arthropoda; Insecta; Hymenoptera; Formicidae.
GUAGAAGUCACUGACAUGUUAGAUGGACUUAUUUUAGAAGAAUUUUUAAGUAGUAAGAGUUAAUAGCAAGUUAACCGACUUUCCUUUUGUUGACCAAUAGAAGAUUCACAAGUAAAAGAACUUUUUACUUUUAACUAAUACAAUUUAACAACAGGUAGUGCGGGCCGAGCGACAUACUAGAGUACUUGUAUUUUUAUGUUUUCUUAAUUGUUCAAUUCAACAAUGGAUAACAGCGCGUAAGGCAGCGCAAAUCGUGCGUGGAAGAAGGUGAUGAAGGUGACCGAGCCUGUGUUCAUCUCGCAAAUACAUCAAUUGUUGGUAAUUGUUAAUAUGAACAUCGACAAACUCAUCAAGAGGAAACAACACGCCAGACGUGACAACAAUACCCGGCAGUUGGCGGAAAUCACGAAAACUCUCGGAGACUUCUACCUUGAGAACGAACGACCAAAAGAGGCACUGCAAGAAUACACGGAGCAGUUAUGCAUCUGCGAGGAUCUCGGGGACAAAUUGAGCUGCGCAAUAGCGCACAGGAUGAUAGGAGAGGCUCACGUGAGCUUGGGAGAUUACGAGCAGGCUCUGACCCACCAAAAGCAGCACUUGGAAGGCGCCAGGGACAUGAAGAACCUGAUCGAGCAGCAGCGUGCGUUUGCUACCUUGGGACGGACUCACCUCUGCCUGGCUGAGAGCCUAUCGAGUGAAUCGCGGAAACGGGACGAGGCUUUGGCGAGUGCGAAAACUGCCUUUGUAAAGAGCAUGGAGCUGUGCGAUCAGUUGACGGGCGUGGACAUCAGGUUGGAGGAGAGAACGCAGAUGCGGGCGAGACUGCUGCUCAACUUGGGACUGACGCUGGAGGCGCAGAAGGAGACGCGGCAGGCGAUCGACUUGAUCGAACAGGCCACCGCGCUGUGCGUGUCCAACAAUAUUCAAGAGGACCUGUACCGUACGUGCAUCUCCUUGGCAGGCAUAUACGAGCGACAAGGCGACCUCGAGCUGGCGUUGAACUACUUCGAGACCGCGUCCACGGUGAAGGACCCGUGCUUGAGGGCCAAAGCGAAGAUAUUCAAGGCCGAACUAUUCUUGCAAUCCGGCCAGUGGAUCAGAGCGCGCCGGAUACUCGUCGCCUUGUACACGAGCAGUGGACUGCCGGGGGAUGUCAAUUGUCAGGUGGAGAAGUACCUGAGAAUCGUCGUGACUCUGUGCCGGGCGGAGAACGGUCUGCUCGUCGAGACCGACGCGCUGGUUAAGCAGAAGCUGUACGAGACGUUGGGCGACGCGGCAGUGGCCGUGCAAUGCUACGACAAAGGCGCCGAUUAUUACCGGCAGAUGCUGAGCUGCGCGGAGGAGACGGGCGAGCAGGUGGCCGCCGCCCUUUCCAGCCUGGCGCAGACCCUCAAAGACGCGGGACGGUGCGAGGAAGCGCUGCCUUACGCGCGACGAGAGUUCGAGCUGUGGGCCGGUAACCCACGAGAGAAGUGCAAGUCGUCGCUCUUCCUGGCGGACCUGCUGGCGAUGGGCGACGCCGCCGAAACUCCGGAGAUCCGGGAGUGCUACGUCGAGGCGUUGCGCUUGGCGGACGAGGCCGGUGAUACGAGGCUGCGAAGGUCCACCGCCAAGGAAUACGUCGCUUACCUGAACAGCGUGGGCCGAUUUGACGAGGCGGAGGACGCGCGCCGGACUGCGGGUCUGCCGGCGACCUCGGAGACGUCGAGCGACACGGAGAGCGAAGGGAGCGAGCAGAUCGGCGCGGACAUCUGUCUGGAGGACUUGUCCGACCUGGAGAUCGAAGAGAACGUCACUAGCAGGGCCUCUCGAAGAAGGGAGAAGAGAGCGGCCGCGAUCAGGAGGAACGAGAAGGGCGAGACGCAGCUGCACGUGGCAUGCAUCAACGGCGACGUCGACACCGUCGAGAGGCUCUUGUCGUCCGGUCACCCGACCAAUGUCAGGGACCACUGCGGCUGGUCGCCGCUCCACGAAGCCGCGAAUCACGGUCACGUGGAGGUCGCGGAAGCGCUGCUGAAGCACGACGCCAACGUCAACGACCCGGGCGGCGCGUCCUGCAAGGGCGUCACGCCGCUCCACGACGCCGCGUCUUGCGGACACUUCUCUAUGAUGCAGUUACUGAUGCAACACGGCGCGAACCUGACGCUCAAGACCCACGACGGCGACACGGUGUUGGACUGCCUGGAGGAUUGGAGGGAUCGCGUGGCCGACCUCAGCCCUGAAGACCAGCUCGAGUACGACACGAUGCGCAGGAAGUUAUCCGGUGUGAUCGUCAGCUCCAGAAAAAGGAGGAGGAAAUCCGAGAGUGUCUAUGCGUCGGACAGGAAGCUCGUGCAGCCCGAGGCCCAGAAGAUAUCCGCUGGUGAAGACUACAAGAGGACGAUAGCCAGUCUGAGGACCUUCAACAAGACCAAGAAGAUCAACGCGCCCGGGAAGAGCGGCAACGACGAGGAGGUCGCGCCUCUGGUCAACGAAGAACAAGUUCUCAUGGACGAUUGGCUCGAGGACGACAUGGCAGUAGAGAACACAGCGAGGAAGAGAUCCAAGUCGAGCAGGCACGUCGCUGCAUGCAAGAGAAAGUCCGCCGAUAACAGCACGGAAAGCACUUCGAAGAGGCUGAAAAGAUUGAACAGUACCGUCGAGAGCGACGAGGAUCUCCGCAGCACGAGCGAGGAGAGUGACGACAGCACUCUUGCCACUGGAGUGAUCGAAGUACUUGAGGAAGCCAAGAGGAGAGAGAAGAAACGGCAGGUGUCCUUGUUGUCGAACGGCUUCACCGUCUCCCGUACGCCAUCCCCGAUGCACGACUUACAAUCGUCCCUGCGCACAUCGGCGAGUUCGAAACGGUCCUGCAGAGAACACGUGGAUUUGAGCGUACUCGUGACGGACAAGGUGUUCGAGGUGAAGGUGGACGCGUGCGAAGACGAGACGGAGUUCCUCGUGUGCGUCGUGAGUGCGGCCGAACGCGCGUUCUUCAGCGAGACCGGUUGCACGGCGAAGCUGACGUUGCGCCCGUUAAACGGCAGUUCGGUCGUGACGAAGGAGAGCGUCUUGAGAAUGGCGAGGGAGGGAACGAAUGACGCGAAUGUCGGCAGGCUGGAAUGCGAGAUAGCCGAGCUGCAGGUCCCAUCCAUCGUCGAGCGAUACAGGACGAUAUGUAGCACAGGCAACGUAACUCCCUGCGAGGUCAUGCUGAAGUGUUUGAGAUCCUGCGAAAACACGUCCCUGUUUCGCGUGAGAGCCGACGACGUGGACGAGGAGCUGCUGCUGGUGCCGUUGUUAAGGACUCUGGAGUACCAGAAGAACAUGAAACUGUUGCAAUUGUCGGGCAUCGUUCUGUCGACGGCGGGCGCGCAUUUGCGACAGUGCCUCUCGAAUCUCUCGUCCCUGCAGGAACUCCACCUGAGAGGCUGCAACAUCGAUUUCGCCUGCUUGCGCGAGAUAACCAGGCUGCCGUCUCAGCUGCGGCUCUUGGACUUGAGUUACAAUCCGCUGAGCGCGGAGAGCCACGAAACUCUACAGAAGCUGAUCGCGCCUCUGAGGCACUUGCAAACGCUCAAUCUGCGCUACUGCGAACUGGAGGAGUUUCGCCUUCCGCUACACCACGUUCAACCCGUUCAACAAAAUCCUAAUUUGACGAAUUGUGACAUCUCGUGGAACAAAUUGAGCCGCGACUCGACGGCCUCUUUUCUAGGCAGGCGAAUGUUCGACUUGAACUUGUCUAACACUUUGCCUUCUCACGGCCGAUUCACCUCAGCUUUGGAGACACUGAACAUGGUUCUGUCACCGAGCUUGGAAUCGUUGGAACUUUCGUUCUGUGACGUAACGGACUAUGACGUGAGGUGUGUUUUAGAACAGCUGCCUAGAUUGAUGAAACUGAUAUUAAGUGGGAACAAGAGUGUGACCGUGUCGUCUGUAAAUAUGUUGUUGAGUCGUAAGCCGACGUUGACUUUCAUCGAUGUUAGCGGUUGCAGCGAUAUCGUGAGUGGCCCGGAAGCACAGUUAUUCAUACAAAAUCCCGAAACUUGUACAUUAGUCGCUAGUGUAGAGCCCGAUUUAUGUGAUUCUUGGAUUAAACUGUGGCGUGACACGGGUAUUGUAACGAGAUUACCUCAUAAUGUAACUAUUUUCAAGCCAUUUUGACUUGUUUAAAAACUUACAAGGAAUUUCCAAAGUCUAAUCUACUUUUGAUACGCAAAAAAUUUAAUUAUAUAAUUAAUGCUGUAUAUAAUUGUGCUAUUUCGAGUGCAAAACAAUAAAUUUUACUACAAGAUA